Molecule: messenger RNA, 1410 nt
Organism: Drosophila takahashii
Lineage: Eukaryota; Metazoa; Arthropoda; Insecta; Diptera; Drosophilidae
Gene: Cipc
Product: Clock interacting protein circadian
Source: RefSeq, a predicted model, not a curated record
UCGAGGUGUUCGCAACUCUCGGGAAAAAACUGGAAAAGCUAAAACAUACGAGAGCUUUGAGUUUUCGCGCUGAACACGAGCGUUUACGUAUUUUGCAGUCGUAUAGAGUCGAGCAUUCGCGUAUUCGCAUAUCCGUGUUUGUUGUUUGCCAGCGCGUGUGUGCCACUGUGUGUGUGAGUGAGUGUGUCAGUGUGGUGGUGCGACAGCCCCACGCGCAACGAAAGCGAAAGUUUUGUUUGGCGCGCGUGUUGCCAUUGGCGUCUGCGAAUUUGCACACACACGUCCCGUUCCGCCAUUCCCCCACCUAGAAUAGAUUAAAGGCGUGUGAAAACAAAUUAAAAAAAAAAUCAAAAUAAAAUAAGAAAAGUAAAAAAGAUAAUGUUCAUUAUUCCCGAUGAGGGUGCAUUAAAUUAAGGGAAUCUAGAGCGGAAGAAACAAGACGACGACAACGCAGGAACAUCAUUCCCGCAAAGACCGGUGUGAAUAGACGCUGCCAGAAAGAAAAGAAAAAAAGACUCACCGAAAGAUGGCGCCCACCAUAUGUUCAGAGAAGAAGCAGCUGCGCGAAACGCGGCGACAUCAUGGCGUGGCCACAGCAGCCAUUUCAUCCUCAUCCUCCUCAGCCGCAGCCACCGCAUCCUCGUCCUCGUCCUCAUCCACGGGAUCCACAUCUGCAGCUGCCGCCACACAAACCAGCUCGGUGCUCAACUAUGUGGCCAAAGGUUCAAUGAACUCGUCGAGUCGCCGUCGCCCGGUGAGAUUGCAGCGCAGGAUGCCGCACAUCCUGGCCCGCGUGGCCUCCUUCUCCACGGACACGAGCAGCGGCGUGGAGACGGAGGUGGAGAUGGACUCCGAUCAGAUCGGUUCGGAUCAUCAGAUCCAGAUGCUGCAGCAGCAACAACAGCCACAUUCCAGCAGCAGCAGCGACAACAACAUCAAGACAGUAUUACAGCCGACGAUGGCCAGUGGCUAUAGUAGCAAACACAACCGAUCGGCUGGGCAGGCCAAGAACUGUGAUCAGGAUGCGGUGCCAAUGCAGGUGGUGGUGGACGACGAUGACGACGGCGACAGUGGGUACGAGUACAGUCAGGAUCCGAUAAAGGAGCAGCAUCUGUACCACCAAAACAGCGAGGGCCUGCUUUCGAUUGCCAUCAAGACCAUCAAGCUGGUGCAACGCAACAAGCUGCUGCAGAAGCGGUUGGCCCAACUGCAGCUGGAGACCUCGGAGUUCAUUGCCUCGGUGCUGUCCAAUCCGGAGAACCGCCAAUUCCGGGAGAAAAUCUCGCCCAAGGCCGAGGCCAAGGUCAGCAACAUGCUGCUGCGCCACUGAAAUGGCGCUAUUCUUUUUGAUCUGGAAAAAUCGAAACAUUUGAGCCCCAUUUUCUGGACGUGGUAGAGAAGGUUUAGUUU